Molecule: messenger RNA, 8912 nt
Organism: Thamnophis elegans (Western terrestrial garter snake)
Lineage: Eukaryota; Metazoa; Chordata; Lepidosauria; Squamata; Natricidae
Gene: MKNK2
Product: MAPK interacting serine/threonine kinase 2
Exons: 14
Coding region: 214-1611 (465 amino acids)
Biological process (GO): peptidyl-serine phosphorylation; intracellular signal transduction; protein autophosphorylation
Cellular component (GO): cytoplasm; nucleus
Molecular function (GO): calcium-dependent protein serine/threonine kinase activity; ATP binding; calmodulin binding
Source: RefSeq, a predicted model, not a curated record
AACCUCCCUUCCCGUGUCUUCGAGCCGCCAGAGGGCUGGGUGCCUUUCCAUCAGCAGUGGCGCCAGCGCUGCGGGGCCCGAGCUCGGGUCUUUUUCAACCAAUCCGGACUAGCUUCAUCCAAAUUUUUCUCUCUCUCCUCCCUUCCUUGUUUCUUUUACUAUUUUUCUCCCAUUCUCUUAUUUGGAAUAUUCCUGCAUUUUUAAGAUCUCAAGAUGGUGCAGAAGAAAACUGAACUUAAAGGCUUCCAUCGUUCUUAUAAGGGCCAGAAUCCUUUCGACCUGGAAUUCUCUCAGUCCACUCACCUGGAAUCUGUCUUCAAUUUUGAAUGUUCCUCUCGGCCCGAUAUGCCUUCGAGUGAGCCCAUCGACAUCCCCAAUGCCAAGAAAAGAAACAAGAAGAAAAAACGCUGCAGAGCUACAGACAGUUUUUCAGGGAGGUUUGAAGAUGUUUACCAGCUCCAAGAAGAGGUCCUCGGAGAAGGAGCACAUGCAAAAGUCCAGGCCUGUGUUAAUCUCAUUACUAACAAGGAGUAUGCAGUGAAGAUAAUUGAGAAGCGACUUGGACACAUCCGAAAUCGGGUAUUUCGAGAAGUGGAAAUGCUGUACCAGUGCCAAGGACACAGGAACAUCCUGGAGCUAAUCGAGUUUUUUGAAGAAGAGGACCGGUUCUACCUCGUGUUUGAGAAGAUGAGAGGAGGCUCCAUCUUAACCCAUAUCCACCGUCGACGCCAUUUCAAUGAGUUUGAGGCCAGCAUGGUGGUGCGCGACAUAGCCAGUGCCCUUAAUUUCUUGCACAAUAAAGGAAUAGCACAUAGAGAUUUAAAACCAGAAAAUAUUCUCUGUGAGAGUUCAAAUCAGGUGUCCCCAGUAAAAAUCUGUGAUUUCGAUUUAGGAAGUGGGAUCAAGCUGAAUGGUGAUUGUUCUCCCAUCUCCACCCCAGAGCUUCUCACUCCAUGCGGUUCAGCCGAAUAUAUGGCUCCAGAAGUGGUGGAAGCCUUCAGUGAAGAAGCGUCCAUCUACGACAAGCGCUGUGAUUUAUGGAGCUUGGGAGUCAUUCUGUACAUCAUGUUGAGCGGUUACCCCCCUUUUGUGGGUCACUGUGGGACCGACUGCGGCUGGGACCGUGGUGAAGCGUGCCCCGCUUGCCAGAAUAUGCUGUUUGAAAGCAUCCAGGAGGGGAAAUACGAAUUCCCAGACAAGGACUGGGCUCACAUCUCUUUCGAAGCUAAAGACCUCAUUUCAAAGCUCCUUGUAAGAGAUGCCAAAAAGCGUCUGAGUGCAGCCGAAGUCCUCAAGCAUCCUUGGGUACAAGGGUGUGCUCCUGAUAACACUCUCCCCACUCCAAUCAUCCUACAAAGGAACAGCAGUGCCAAAGAGUUGACCUCGUUUGCCGCCGAAGCCAUUGCGGUCAACCGUCAGUUAAUGCAGCACGAGGAGGAAGCUGCGGAGGAGACUCACCCCAUUAUCAUCAAAGCUACCUCAUGCUCUAUGCACCUCUCUCCUCCCUCUGAAUCCAAGCUGGCUAAACGGAGACAGAAGACAAGCAUGGCUAAAGCGAACCCCACCCAGCAUCUGGUGACUCCCUUGGUCUUGGUUGGGGAUCACAUGUGACUGCCUUUCCUUCUAUACAUCCAUUCUCCCUCUCACUCCCCCAAGCCCUUUGUGUCUCUUCGGACAAAAAGGUCUGCUUGAAUAGCUUAACAAAAAGACCAAGAUCAAGUUGGCUGGUUCCCAAGGAUUCUUUUCUGUCUAUGAUCUUGUUCUUGACGCACAUGGCUGUUUUGUUCCUUGUACCUUUUUGUUUCUCUCUUUCUCUUUCCCUCUCUCUCUCUCUCUCCUUCUCUGAAAAAAAGCUAUUUAAAUUCUAUUUCUCCCUUCCCUUGUUUCCCCUCUUCCCAGUGUAUUUUGAUGCACAAGUAAUUUUUGCUUAAAAAGUUAAAAAAAAAAAGGCCCCUUCCUCCCCACUGAAGGGGCUUCUGUUCUUUUCUUUCUUUCCCCCCCUUCUCUCAGCUUCUUGUACUGUGAAAGGAGGGGAGAAAACCUUCCCCUUGACUGUCCGACCCCCCAAGCCUGAACUUUUAAACGUAGCAUUUUUAUGUUUGGAGAGUGUGCUUUUUUUUUUCUUUUUUUUUUUAACGUUUAUUUUAAUUUUGUUCUUUCUAUCGGUUUCUUUUUAAAAAAAACAAACAAACAUAAAUAAAUAACUACUUGGAUUCUGUAUGGUUUGAGGGUGGGUGGGGAUAGGGAUUUAUCUUUAUCUUUUUUCCCCAAAAGCACUGGAGUGACUUAAGGGGGAGGGAGGGAAACAAUUACAGUCCCUGGAUUGUAUGAAUGUUCAUUUAUGGGGGAAAUGUAGGGAAAAUUGCAGAGUCUUCCCUAAAACUGUGUAGAUUCUAUAAGCUGAAAGUAGUUGUAUCUGGGAUAUAAACAGAAGGGGGAGUUGGGAAGAGGAAAUCCAUACAUAUAGGGAUAAAUUCCUUCUCCCCACCGUUCUCCUCCCCCUGGCACCGUUCACAGCACUUAUUUUGUAUUUUGUUCUUUUUUUUUUUCUCAAGGGGCCAAGCUGUGGAUAACACAAGAACCCUGUUUUGUUUCAAUCCAGAUGUGUCCUAUUAAACAUGGGAGGGGUCCAAUAUUUUUUUUGUAAGAGCAGAAGGGAUGCAUGUUUUGGGAUCUACCAUAGUGGAAUCUAAUCCCUUAUGGUUUUUCCCCCCCCGUUUGAUACAGAGAGAUAAAAGAAAGGUGGAAAAAGUUAUAGUAGAAAAGAAAGAUUUUACUACCUUUCAUAGAGUAAGCCAUUGUUUCUCAACCUUGGCAAGGUUGAAGACGUGUGAAACUUCAACUCCCAGAAUUCCCCAGCCAAUAUGGCUGGCUGGGCAAUUCUGGGAGUUGAAGUCCACAUAUCUUCAAACUGGGAAACAUUGAAGUAUAAGCUAUUGGGAGGUGGGGAGAGUGAGGCUUAAUCUGAAGAGAAGGUAGUCAACAUUAAUUAAACCAUCCUCUGCAGGGCUGGUAAAAAUCUUUGCAAAAAUAGUCAUAGAGGUGUGUAUAAUUGCUUCAGAGUUUGCAAAUCUAGGAUGCCCUUGUAGAUUACAUUCUUAUCGUGGCAGAAUAGUUUAUGGCAAUCCUUUACAACUUUUGCUGACCUUUUUUGAUUUUUUUUUAAAACCCAAGGUGAUGUGUUGUUUGAUCUCCCCAUCCCAAAGGCAGACUAUGGCUUGAGGGAAUUAUUUCAAAAUAUUUCUGAGUCUUUGGAACCUUUUAAGCUUCGGUUCUACUUAUUCUGAACCAAUAUAGAUAGAAUUCCUCAGGGAUGGUUGCUUCCUACGGGGACUAAUUAAUGUGGGGAACCUCUAUCCUCCCCCUUCCCCCAAUCUCUACAGAGCUACAGUUCCUAUAAUUGUGGGUUUUGUGGUGAGAAAACAACAACCAAUCUUGUUUAAAGCUAAACCUGCUGUAAGCUUGUGAAUCUGAGGGAGCAGGGGCCGAACUAUGAAUCAAACUCAGGAUGAUGCAUUCAGAUGUGCUAAAAUGGUCAAAUGCCUGCUUUUUGGAAGGAAGAGAAACACUUGGAUGCGUGUGGUGUCUCAUAUAGAGAAGGAAUUAGAAGAUUGAGUGAUACCUUUUUUUAAUGGGUUCAACGCGUGAAAUUGAAACAGUGAGCAAGUAGCAUAUUGGGGUGAAAUUCUGGGAGAAGGUUAUCCAGGAGGGAUGUGAAGAGGGACAAAAAUAGUAUUUGGUUAGUGGUCCUCUUCGGCAUCCACCUUCUUCUCAUCACCCUUUCUGGCCAGAAUGUAAGCAUCAAAAUAAGGAUUGCCAAUAGGUUGUGCUGUUGCCGUUUGGCCCUCAUCGUUUUCUCCAUUCCUCCAUUGUAUCCCAGUGUUUAGCAUCUAAGCAUUCUGGGAAUUGCCUGCAUUGUGAGGCCACAAGGCUCAGGAGCAUUCUGGGAAAUUAAAUGGCAGAUCCAAACUAUUGGAUGAAGAAGGGUGCUUGGUGGCGGCCUGUUGAUGCUUAGUCUAGAGGAGGGGGCCAACCCGAGAGCAUUUCGGUAGGGUCUCCUUCAAUCUGGAUACUAAUCUUCGAUAUGAGAACUGUCCUCAAUGUUUGGUCAGCCCAUAUCCAGUUCACCAUGAAAUCAGUCAUGGCGUAUGAGAGGACAUUCUUUUUAUGUUAAUAGGCCAGAGGCUGAAGGGGGAGAAAGGCAUACCAUCUGCCUCUUAAAAACCAUGGCAACUUUAAGACCCUAUGGACUUCAACUCCCAGAAUUCUCCAGAUAGCCUGUCUGGCUAGGGGAUUCAGGGAAUUGGAGUCCACAAAUCUUAAAAGUUGCCCAGAGUUGGACACCCCUGACUUAAAAUCUGGAAUAUAAUGAAACAUGAAGGUGCUUUCCUGGAAAUUUAAGACUAUUGGCUGUUUGUGUCCAUUGGGGGAGACUCAAUCCUCCCCCCCCCCCGGCCCCCCGCUUGCUCUGAGACAAAUGUAGCUCCAGGUCCUGCUCUCAAAAUUUCUCGAAAAGACUACGCACACAUCCAGAUUGUGAAAACAUUUGUACAUAAAUCAGUAUUGCAUCAGGAUGGGGAUUGGAAAAUAUUCUUGAAUGUGUGUGUGUGGUGCCUUGAUAACGGUGGCAGUUGUGACUAGGCUGUGGGUGGGCAGAUAACUUUUUGCCAUGCUCAAAUCUUAGUACCGUAGUAUUUCUGCCUACCUUCCUUUAUGCAUAAGCUGCAGGGCAAGCAGCCCUAGGGAUUUUGACUUGGGAGCUGCUCCUACUGAAUCCUUUCGGAUUUGCUUAUCCAAGUAUGUGUAGGACUGGUGGAUGGCUGAGUGUAAAAGUAUGGGUGGGGAAGCUUACUGAAUCUGUUAGACUUCAGAGCAAGGGCCUCCAAGCUUGGCAACUUUAAGCCUGGAGGACUUCAACUCCCAGAAUCCCCCAGCCAGCAAAGCUUAAAGUUGCCAAGGUUGGAGACUCCUGCUUCAGAGGACCCAAAGGGAGGAUCAACCAGUUAGUUUCACUUUGGAGGUGAACAUUGUGGUUGAAAUCUAGCUAGGAAAGUGGUUUUAAAACUUAGUGUGGUUUGCUGUGCGCGGCAAGGGAGAGUUUUAGCUUAAGGUCGGUUUGGCCUGUUUGAUCUCCUUUCUAAGCCUUAGGAUUAUUAUUAUUUUUGAAAUCCAGUGAUAACAAGGUGGAUCCUCCCCAGGACUUGGGUAGAAUUGGUUGAACAGCAAUGUAGUAUCAACUCAAUCUUGAGCGGUUGUAGCAAAACAUCUGCUGGUGACUUCAGCUCCUGUCCAGAUGUGCACAUGUGGGCGUAUGUGAUCUUAAGAACGAUGCUUGUCUCUGAAUAAAGACUUUUUAAGUAACAAUACUAUGCAAAGAAGUUUGAAUCGUUUUGCUGAGAGAGUAUUUCUUUUUUCAGAUGCAGGAUAGUUGAUUUUUUUUUGUGGGGGGGAUAAGUGUGGAGGCUUGUAAGAUAACUCGACACCUCCUUCCUUUUCUACUUUUUGAUAUUUUUCUCUGCUUUCUUGACAGAAGGUAAAACAGAUGGGAUCUCCCUUUUUAGUAAUUAUGCUUUGCUUGUUGUGACUUUCGUGGUCUUUUCCAACAGACGCGCUUUCAUUAAGGGAUAGGGGUAGGAAGACGGUACUGCCUGAAAUAACGAGGUGCAGAAUACACUGGUUAGCUGAGCAGGCUACGUAAUUGCGCAAAUUAUUUUAAAAUCAAAGAACAUCUUUAUCAUACGAUUCAGGAUGAAAUAGGUAUGGAUUUUGUCACCAAUGAUAAAUCUUAAAUCUUGUGGCCAGAAAUUACUUGAAUGAAUAGUGUGGGCCCUUAUUGCUCCUGAAAGCUAUAGCCCAGUGAUGGUUACCUUUUUCAGCACCAAGUGCUGAAACGGGAGCACAUGCGCUGGAACCCGGAAGAGCAACUGGCGCUGGCACACAUGCCCACAGAAAGGGCUCUGCGUGCCACCUCUGGCCAUAAGUUCACCAUCACGGCUAUAACCUAUAGCUUCUAAAUUGCCUGAUGUGUUUAAUCCUUUCAGGAUUUAGAAGCAAAGGAAGCGGCUUCCAGUAUGGAUGUUCUCAUUCAGAAGGUUUCAAGGGGUGUGAUGGGAUAUAAUUUGCUCCGUUCUUGCUUUUUUGUUGCUGUUUAUGCUGUGUCUAUCCUUCAAAAGAAAGAUAGCUUUAAGAACAGUUCAUCAAAAGUUAGGAAUGUAUUUGUACACUGAUUUUGCUUUCCCUCAAGAGCAUCCAUUUCCCAGAAGUGACGUGGUACUUGUAUUCAGUUGAGCAUUUUAGUUUGAUCACCAACAACUCUCAACCUUCGAUCCUCAGGCCAGUGUGCGUGGCAGGUUCAUCUGAAAAACAAUUGUCGCCAACCAUUUGGGAUACUACUUUGGGAGAAGGAACACUUGCCUUCUACUUCCCUCUGUUUUAUUCUUAAAGGGCGAAAACAGGGGGGGGUGAUGCUUAUGGUAUGCUGAUAGGUUGGGAGCGAUGGACAGUGGCUUUCAAACCAGCAUUCUUAGUUGAAACGUGUAAUCUUUUUUAAACAAGUCUCAGGAUUAUUAUGUCAACACGUGAAGGUCUUUCACUCUUCAUUCGUGCCUGAUAUUUAAGAAACAAAAACAUCCUAGGUAAUUUAUGAAGCGUUCGGAAUUGUGUGACGGACUUGUUGCACAGUUACAAAAUAAAAUCAUGUAGAUCACCGAAUAAUAAUAAUAAUAAUAAUAAUAGCUUUUGUAUCCUCCCUUCUGUGUGUGUGUCAUCUUAACAUACAUAGAGCCCUUCUGUGCAGGGUUGCACAUUUUUUUUAGUACGUGCAAGAGCAGUGGGUCAGAAUUGUGACCCCGGGAAAGUAUGCUUUUUAGUUGGUGAGGUUUUUAAAGCAAAUAAAUUGUCUUUGAUGGGUGGGGUGGGUGAAGUAAAGCAAUCUCAUAUAAAAACACUGCUAAGAUCAUACCUUACUCUGGGAUGGUGUAUCUGAUCUGAAUAAUCUUGAGUGAAAGGAGUCAAGUGUAUCCAAAAGUGAAAUCUGUCCUACCUUACCUGUUACGAAAGGAUGAUGUUUCUAUGCCCAUUGAAAUGGGUGGUGUGGUUUCUUGGCACUGGGGUGGGUUUUUUUUUUAAAGGCUCCUGUCAGAAUAACGUAACUUGCCUUAACUUGUUUCCUUUGCAAUGUGGAAUUUCCAUCUUGGUUUGGGGUUGAUUUUUUUGAUAAGAUGAAGGUGCAUCGACUUCAGGUUUUGAAUGAAAUAUGUGAAGUGCAUCCAGAUCCCAUCCUGGAGGGAAAUAACUGUAAACCAUGGGUGGCUUUUCUACACUUGAUGAAAUAGCCCCUGUUGAAAUUUCAUCAAUGGGUGAUUGGAUUGAGAAAGACUUAGGAAUUCAGCAUUUGAGGUGCAUCCUUUCCCAAAUCUAGUGGGAAAGAAGCAGCUAAGCUAGAAAUGGUUGUUUUCCGUGUUGAGUUUUCUCUGAUGACUUCAAGAUGGAGAUGGUGGAAGAAAACGGAACCCACUUUAAUACAGAGGGACUGAAUUAGCACCAUAGAAAACAAGGUGACUUCAACCUCAAGUAAUCUUGUCUUUUUCCAGGGGGUUUGAACACAGAAUUAUCAUUUGUAGUAUUUUACGCCUUUGGCAAUAUCUCUCUCUCUUCGAUUCCGUUUCUUGUUCCUAAUUUCAACCCUGGACAGAGAUGAAACUUUUUCCUCGGUGAGCAGUUUUUAAGGCUUGCAUUAUCUAUUUCCACACCUCACCCAGAGGGAUGUGACUUGUGGUGGUUUUGGAUUCUGAAACCUGCAAUCUCCACUUACCUGGAAGCUACAAAGUUGGAAAAAGCAGUCUAGACUUCUUUCCCACCUCUUGAUUUCCCUUCCUGUCCUUCCCUGUAUUCCUUUUGUGUGUGUGUGUGUGUGUGUGUGUGUGUGUGAGACCAAAAUUGGUGGUGCUUAGAUUUCCUGCUUCUUGAUUCAGUUGGAAUGAGAGGGAUGGGAGAGAUGAGAGAGCUUGGAGGUAUUUAGACUACUCGAGCUCCUUUGGAUCAAACCCCAGGAAUUCUGUGAAAUGGGCCUAUCGCUUCUCUCCACUGGGGAGCCUUAAAACAUUUGUCCUGUUCUGUACAGUUCCCUAGAUUUGGAAGCCCAAAGAGUUAAACUGUGUUAAAAGUCACUAGUUCUUAUGAAGAAAUAGACUUGUGUCUCUGGACAGACAUAGGAAUGCCUCCAACAUGCUCCCUUGACAUCUCAACCAUCUUAUUUUCUCUCAAGAUUGCUUUCCAUAUAUUUACAGUUUGCAUUAUGUUAACUUUCCAAUUAGUUGUGCGCAGAUUAUUCUGUUCUUGCCAAAAUUACUUUCAAACUUUUGUAUCCCACACACACACCCCUCAGUAUUUUUCUUUGUAAAAACGUUUAUUGGAAAGCAUCUUGUCUUGUACCUCCACGAGUUUUAAUUAGCUGCAUAUAUGAGGACAGGAGAAUGUCUUGAUGCAUCUUUGACUUAAUGCCCUCCUCUCCUCAAUUUAAGUCUAUUUAGAACUGGUUAUUUAGCAUUUUACUGUGAAGUUGGUUUCUUUUUUUUUUCCUUUUUUUUUCUUUUAUGAGAAAAAUCAGUUCAGGAAAAAAUAUUUUCCUCUGAUUACCAUAAAAGACUGCCAAAGGUUUUGUUUUCUGACAUAAAGUCACCUUAAUGCACCACUGGGGACUAUAGAUGCAAGAGUCCUUCAGCAAGGGACUGGUUUGAAAAUGACAAAUUAAAAAAAAAACUUUUAAAAUCUUUAAAAAAAAACAAAGCACUUUAUUAUGUACCAGGUGAACUGAUUCAGCUUGAUGGAACUUUUUCCUUUGUAACACCUUGUUGAUGCCAGAAUUUUUUGUAUUCUGUUUUGUAAGAAUUUAAUAAAUGCAUUGAAACAUG